This is a messenger RNA of Achroia grisella, 6472 nucleotides long. RefSeq names its product WD repeat-containing protein 35 (gene Oseg4). The transcript is spliced from 26 exons. NCBI's taxonomy places the organism in Eukaryota, Metazoa, Arthropoda, Insecta, Lepidoptera, Pyralidae. The record is from RefSeq and is a predicted model, not a curated record. Gene Ontology annotation, biological process: non-motile cilium assembly; intraciliary retrograde transport; protein localization to cilium. Gene Ontology annotation, molecular function: protein binding; nucleic acid binding. Bases 1 to 5277 code for a protein of 1758 amino acids. Gene Ontology annotation, cellular component: intraciliary transport particle A; non-motile cilium.
AUGGAUAAAACUAUCGUCACUUAUCGGCACAGACGAGUUGUUUUUGGAGUAGCCUCAAGCCCGUUUCAUUUGAUUGCGACUAUAAAUCAUCAUUUAGAUCAUUAUCAUGAUCACCUGAAACAAACAGCAGAACAACUGAAAAAUUCAUUUUAUGUUGAUAACUGUGUGACCAGUUUACCAUCAAAGGCAGCAUUAGAUAAAUUCAUCAAUGAGUCGAAGGAACUAAUGAUAAACGGUAAAUUUAAUCUUAGAGGUUGGGUAUCGAGUCCAAUAUUAUUAGAUAACAAGGUCGAAAAUAGCUCUAUACUAGGAGUACUAUGGAAUAUAAAUGGAGAUAAUCUCAGAUGUAACUGCAAUUCCUUAAAAAAUAUAGAUGAGAAAAUAACAAAACGAUCGUUAUUGUCUAUAACACAAAGAGUUUUCGACCCAAUAGGUAUUGUAUGCCCUACUACCAUCAUUCCAAAAAUGAUAAUACAGGCGACAUGGACAUAUAAACUUACCUGGGAUGAAGAGUUACCUCAAAACCUUGCAAAAGAUUUUAAAACAUGGCUUAGUCAAGCUCACCUUAUUAAUGAGUGUGUAAUACCUAGACGUCUCACUAGUUCACCCAUAAAUGAGAGUAAAAACUCAUUACACGUUUUUUGUGACGCUAGUAACAAUGCGUAUUCAGCAUGUAUAUUUCUACGCGCGGAUUACAACGGGAAAAUAGACGUACGACUAGUUAUGGCGAAGGCUAGAGUGACACCAUUAAAGAAAAUUACUAUACCUAGACUCGAAUUAAUCGCCGCGACGCUAGCGACCAGAUUGGCUGCAACUACAGAUUCGAGCGUUGUACUGACCUGGAUCAAAGGAGACGGUGAUUGGAGUAUCUUUGUGAAAAACAGAGUUAAAGAAAUAAAAAAUUCUUCCUCUUCUACAGCUUGGAGACAUGUUCCUGGAGACAGCAACCCAGCAGACUUACCUUCUAGAGGCAUAAAUCCACAGAGGUUACUAGAAAGUAAAUGGUGGGAAGGUCCUGCUUUUUUAUUAUUAGAUGAAGAAGAUUGGCCAAAUGAGAAGUUUGGAAUUGACUAUAAAGAGGUAAAUCAAGAAAGGAAAAAACAUUGUAUUCAGUCUAUGCUUAUUGAAGAAGAAUUAUUCUUAGAAAAACUCAGAUAUUUUUCAAAUUAUAUAAAAAUAGUCAGGAUGAUAGGUUGGAUGUUAAGAAUAAAAAGAAAACCAAAAACAACAGACUUGACUUACGAAGAGUAUGAAAAUGCUGAAAGAAAAUUAAUAAGAAUAAUUCAGAAUGAUAAUGGAUUAUUACGACUGAAAACAAAAAUUGAUAAAGGAACUGAAAGCUUACCAACAGAUCGUAUGGAGGCAAAUAUUGCAUUUGAAACCACUGGCGUGGAUUUAGCAGGUCCACUUAUGUUACGAUCAGAAUCAAAGUUUUCUACCAUAACAAGGAUCAAAUGGAAGUUCUUACCUCCCAGCGCACCUUGGUGGGGAGGGUUUUACGAACGGCUUAUUGGCACGUUGAAACAAAUUCUUCGAAGAGUGUUAGGUAGAGCAUCGCUUUCAUUCGUCGAGUUGCAAACAAUACUUUGCGAUUGUGAAGCUACUAUUAACAAUAGACCUCUGACUUACAUAAGCAACAGUCAAGAUGAACUUCGAGCAUUAACUCCAUCUAUGUUUAUACAACCGCAGGCACAGUGUGAAGUAAGAGAUUUAGAUGAAAUUGAUAGCAAGUCAUUGAAUGUAAGAGCAAAACACUGUCAAAAUAUAAGAGACGCUUUCAGACAGCGGUUCAGAAAAGAAUAUAUCAGUACGUUAAUUCAACCUCGUAACAAGAAGUACGCUCAGCUACAGUGCGGUGUUGUGGUGUUAAUAGAGAUGGAGGAUAACAGACGGAUUAAUUGGCCGUUAGGUAUAGUGGAGGAACUUUAUGACGGUACAGAUCAAUUCUCUAGAGUGGCCAAAGUUCGUACAGCUACUGGAGAUAGAGUAAGGCCUGUUCAACGACUAUUCCCAUUAGAAAUACGACACAAUGUUACCAAUAAUCAUGAUAGUGAUACAUCUAAUGGGACAAUGACUGAACAAGACAUGACAGAAGAAGUCCAUGACAACACAGACUCUACGACACGAAUUGCUAUCCCGAAACAAUCAAAUGUUACAUGUAUUUCAUGGAAUCAUUCAUCUGGAUACAUUGCUGUUGGAGGAGAGGAUGGAAUGUUGAAAGUUUUGAAAUUAGAAUCAGGAGGAGGGGGAAACCUUUCUAUGAAUCUUAGCUUAGAAGGUCAUACUGGUCAACUAUGUGUUGCUAUAUGGAAUGAGGUAUUUCAAAAAUUGACCACAAGUGAUGAGCAUGGUGUCAUCAUUGUUUGGAUGUUGUACAAGGGUUCAUGGUAUGAAGAAAUGAUAAACAACAGAAACAAGUCAACGGUAACAGGCAUGGCUUGGGGUUCCGAUGGCCAGAAGAUCUGCAUUGCAUAUGAAGAUGGAGCUGUAAUAGUGGGUUCAGUGGAUGGUUCCAGAGUAUGGGGUAAAGACAUUAAAGGACCAGGACUAGCGGCUGUUCAAUGGUCGCCGGACAAUUCACUGCUUCUAUUUGCACUAACAAAUGGAGAGCUUCAUUUGUAUGAUGAUCAAGGAAAUUUUACAAUGCCAGUGACAGUCAAUGGUGUUGCGGGUUCUAUGGAGGUAAUAUCAAUGGAUUGGUUUGCUGGAAGUGCACCUACUAAUAGACCUGUGUUAGCAAUAUGCUACAGAAGUGGUUUAAUAUUAUUGAUGAAGAAUUGUACAGAAGAAGAUAGCGUUGUUGUAGAAACUAAUAUGGUAGCUAUUGAUUGUCAUUGGAACCAUAACGGAACACUUCUUGCAGCAGCAGGAACGUCUGAUCAAAGCAAUGUAGUCCAGUUCUUCACUGCAUACGGAGAGCAUAUAAGGACACUACGCGUACCAGGCGGCACGUUGCGAGCACUCUCUUGGGAAAAACGGUCUCUACGAUUAGCAAUCGCAAUUGACUCUUUCAUAUAUUUUGCUAAUGUCAAACCAGACCAUAAAUAUGCAUUCUAUGGGAAUACACUUGCUUUCGUGUCUGGAACUGAAACUGUCACGUUUUGGGACACGGAUACUCAUCAGUCUUGGAUCAAUCACAUACCCGAUGUUAUUGACAUGAGCGGUGUUAAUGAAUAUUGCGUAAUUGCAACACUAAGCACUCUUAUAAUAUCCAAUCAGCAAGGUAUUCAAUGUGAUGCUAAGCCAGUUACUAUACCUGUAUCAUAUGUUACGAUUAAUAGUAAAGCUAUCGUCGUGGCCGCUUCUAAGGAUUCCUUCUUAAUUUGGAAAUUUGCCACGCCCAGUAGACCAAGAAGUACAGAGCAACUAUACCAUGCCGAUGGAACUCCUGCUACAUCUAAUAACGAUGUGGCAUAUCAAGAUGAUACAAUAUGUUGUAUCACGUGUUCCGAUAGUCAUCUACUAGUUGGAAGGGAUUCAGGAAAUAUAACACUCUUUUCAUUAAUUCAUUUCAAGAAGAUCACCGCCAUUAAUAUGAACUCUAAGCCCUAUAAAAUUGGGCUUAAUUCUAACUCAAGUAAAUUUUAUAUAAUCGAUCAACCUGGCUCGCUAUAUCUAUUGGACACAGACAUGGCAAACAAUAUAAGCAUCGGGCAAGCACUACGUAAAGAUGUUUGGAGCGCACUGUGGGCAAGUGACAAUCCGCAGAUGUUGGCGGUGGCAGAGAAAGCUCGCCUCUACGUCCUGCGUGACUCCGAACCAGAAGAACCCCUCACCAUGCAGGGUUACUUAUGCAAAUUUAAAGAACUGGAGAUAACAACAGCACUUUUAGACAGCAUAACUGAUAAAUGUACUCCACAACAUGUAGUGCGAAUUGAGGUGAAAUCUUUAAGAGAUACUCGACAACUUAUAGAAAAAGUUGGUUUGAAAGAAGCAGAGAAUUUUAUAAAAGACAAUCCUCAUCCACAGUUGUGGUUAUUACUAGCAGAAGCAGCGUUGAAGAAUUUUGAAUCUGAGUUGGCGCUAGAGACGGCCGAGGCUGCAUUUGUGAGACGAAAUGACUACGCCGGUAUAAGAUUUGUGUCACGUUUGAAUCAGCUACAUUCAAAUGCCCUUAAAAAAGCAGAAAUACUUGCUUAUUUCAAAGAUUUCGACGGUGCUGAAAAGAUAUACCAGAAUGAAGACAGACGUGAUCUGGCUAUAGCCCUUCGCAAACGUUUGGGUCAUUGGUUUCGUGUGGUAGAACUACUGAAGAUGUCGCCUAGUACAGUGGACACGCAAAUAAAGCAAACAUAUAGCAACAUCGGCGAUUACUACAUUGACCGACAGAAUUGGUCAGGUGCAGUAGAAUACUAUUUAAUGUCAAAUAAUACCGAUGGAUUAAAAAAGUGUUAUAUGGCUUUGGAAGAUAAUGAAUCUUUGUCUAAAUUAUACACUGGAUCUUCUAAAUAUAAGGAUGGUACGACUAAACAAAACACAGUGGAUGAAAUUAGCGACAAUUUGAAUCAAACACCUUCAAUUCAAGGUAUUGUACAGUUAAAAGAGACUGGAAGGAUGUUGCAAGCGGCAACGAUGGCGUUUCAGUUAGCUAAUGACGAAGCAUCUAAAAAGGCGUCACCAUUACGAAUCAAGAAACUUUUCAUUUUGGCAGGCCAUUUGUAUAGUCAAAAUUCUGUUGAAGGUGCUAAGAAUCGCUUAGCUGUAAAUAGCUACGGGCGCGGCUCGGCCCAGCACUGGCUGUGGGCGUGCGCGGCGCGGGCGCUGGCGGCGGCGGCGGCGGCGGCGGCGGGCGGCGCGGGGAGCCCCGACGCCGCGCUGCGCGCCGCCGGCCGGCUGUGCGCGCUCGUGCCCGACCUGCACCCCGCGCAGCACCCACAGGCCUGGUGUACUAUAGCAGCCAUUGCUAUUCGAGCUCGAGCAUUUAAUCUGUGUUCAAAAGCCUUUAUAAAACUUGAAGCCAUAGAUCCUUUUACUUUUGAGAAUUUGGCGAUAGAAAUUUUUACAAGAUGUAAACCUACAGAUGCAAAAGGAAAUAAAAUUGAUUGUUCAAACUGCCAAGCCUCUAUAUCCGAAUGGUCACCGAGUUGUUCGGGAUGCGGUGCGAUAGUGGCGGGGUGCGCGGUGUCGGGGCGCGCGCUGGGCGCAGGGGUCGCGGGAGUGGCGGGGGGCGCGGUCGCGUGGCGCUGCGCCACGUGCGGGGCGCGCGCGAUGCCCCACGAGCUCGUGCUGCGUCACUCGUGCCCCAUGUGCCACGCUGCACUCGACCCGCCACACUGACUGCUGUUGCUGCGCACCAUACUAAGGACUCGAUGGAAUUUUGUCCUGUCUAGUUACUUAGUAGUUAAUGCUUUAAAAAUAUUUCCUAUUCUAUAUUCUCAUCGCACGACUAUUUUUGGCACAAAGUUAUCGCACUGCGACUACCAUUGAGAGUGCGAUUACAGAUUUGAUACUUCACCGUCUUUGUUUAUUAAAAGAGAAUAUCCACAUAUCACUAAUGUCGAUGCACGAUCACGUGAUGGAUGAUGUAAUCUUGUAAGACUUGUUUAUGAUGCGAUAAAACUUUCUUAAUGUCCAUGUUAGUCACAUCAUAUGUAUUGUUUCAUGUAGAACAGCGUAUUGAUAUAGUAUGCGGGCAGGUCGGUUUAGAAUUUACUAGUGGCGAAACAGUAUUAUUUGCAAAAUGAAUAUUUUUAUGACUGCAUACAGCAGGAAACUGAUAGUGUAAUCACUGUGUAUGUAACUAUAAACAGCUAUUACCAUUUUAAUUAUGUUUUAGUCUUAUACAGGUUCCUGACUUAUUUAUAUCUAGUCUUAUUAUAAUACAUUAUUUUAUAAGUUAUUUUUAAUGUAAGGAAAUUUAAAAUAAUAUUUGUUCUAAUAUUUAAUUAAAAUUGUUUCACAAAAUACAAGUUUCUAAACCAAAAAAUAUUGAAAAUGCAUUUUUAAUAUGACUUGUUAUUUGUUCAUUUUUGUCAGAGUACAAUUAUUUUGAACUUGGCAUUAACUAUAUAAUAAUGAUUUGUAAGCCACAAUAUGAACAUAUUUUUAUAAAUGCAUAAUAUAAUUUUCAUCCUAAAGGUAACUGACGAACUAAAUUAUAAUCCUUUAUGUAUAAUGUUAUUCAUUGAUCAAAAAUGCUAAGGAGAUGCGUAAAACAAACAUUUACUAUAUUUGGUAAUAGCAUAAUAGGAGAAUAUACGGAGCUGAAGAAUGAAACUUGUCACACAAUUUGCUAUUUCAUCCCAAAGAAAUGAAAAUGCUACUUUCACUGCUAUUUGGUCUUCUUAGAAUUUUAUUCUUCUAUAUAAAUAUUAAUUAUUGGAUUAAUAUUGUUAUUAAAAGUGCAAAGUAUGCAAUGGAAAACUCAAAUUAGAAAAAAGCAUCACCAUUUUUCUUUAAUCCUUAUAAUUUAUUGAAACAAAACGCGACGUCAUUUCCGCGAUAUAUGCUGUGUGAUGCUGCUGUUAUUGUA